Messenger RNA from Anopheles maculipalpis, 1919 nucleotides. RefSeq names its product neurogenic protein big brain (gene bib). Lineage: Eukaryota; Metazoa; Arthropoda; Insecta; Diptera; Culicidae. Gene Ontology annotation, biological process: transmembrane transport. The record is from RefSeq and is a predicted model, not a curated record. Gene Ontology annotation, cellular component: plasma membrane. Gene Ontology annotation, molecular function: water channel activity. The transcript is spliced from 6 exons. The coding region runs from base 24 to 1910 and encodes 628 amino acids.
GUGUGUGUGCCUGCAACGAAACCAUGGCAGACGAAAGCCUUCACGUACCGGACACCAGCAUCGAUUUCCAUAUCGUCCAGCUGUUCGAGCGGCUUGAGGCGAUGCGUAAGGAACCGGGCCAAAAGUUGUCCCGUUCGUUGCAAGGCCGUAUCAACAUGCAUACCGAGCUGCGCAGUCUGGAGCUUUGGAGAUCGAUAACGUGCGAAAGUUUAGCAUCCUUCUUCUACGUGUUCAUCGUGUGCGGUGCAGCAGCGGGAGCUGGCGUUGGGGCGAGCGUGUCCUCGGUACUGCUGGCGACCGCACUUUCUUCCGGCUUUUCCAUGAUUGCCUUGACGCAGUGUUUUCUGCACAUUUCUGGUGCACACGUGAACCCGGCCGUGUCGAUCGGGAUGCUUGUUUCGCGCCAAAUUUCACCCCUUCGUGCGCUGCUGUACAUCGUGGCCCAAAGUGGAGGCUCAAUUGCUGGCGCUGCCUUACUAUACGGUGUCACCGUACCUGGUUAUCAAGGUAAUCUGCAGGCGGCCGUUUCCCACAGCUCAUCCCUUGCUGCCUGGGAGCGAUUCGGCGUCGAGUUUAUCCUGACGUUUAUCGUCGUCCUGGCGUACCUCAUCUCAACCAGCUCGUUCAAGAAGUACUUCGGUUCGUCGGCGAUCGCCAUCGGUGCGGCCUACAGUGCUUGCAGUUUCGUAUCGAUGCCUUACUUAAAUCCGGCCCGAUCACUCGGUCCUUCGUUUGUGCUGAACAAAUGGGACAACCACUGGGUGUACUGGGUAGGACCGAUGGUUGGCGGAGCUGUGUCCGGUGUGCUGCAUGAAUUUAUUUUCAGCGCGAAGCGAUCGUCAAAGCGCGCGAAGGACGAUGUCGAUUCUAGCCUCAACUCCGAGGACGAUAUCAACUACGACAUGGACCUGGAGAAACCUCAGCAACAGCCACCACAUCAGGGCAAAUACCACCAGUAUCGACCGCCGAGCGGUACACUCACCGGAAGCCAGCAACGUUACUGUCAAAGUAUCUACACUGCCGAGCCGACCUCAAAGGUGGAACGUGUGGAACCGAUUUACGGUGGCACCAAGUCGAUGUACUGCAAGUCACCACCGUUGACCCGUGCCAACCUUAACCGUUCCCAGUCGGUGUACGCCAAAAGUAACACCGCCCUGAACCGUGACUUACCUGUCCGUGCCGGGCCACUCGUCCCGGCCCAGAGCCUGUACCCUUUGCGAGUAUCAGCAGCACCUCAGACGCAUCUACAGAACCAAAACGUACAAAACCAACUUCAGCAGCGCUCGGACAGUAUAUACGGUAUCCGGAGCUCGAUGCGACAACCGGCACCGGCCGAUGGCCGGAUGGCCUCCCAGAUGCCUCCACAGAUGGCACCGCUAGGUGAUGGUCAGGGCUUCCAACCGAUCUACGGAUCGCGCAACAAUCCGAACUGCUCCACCGACGCGCUUAAGUUCGAUCGUGACCCCAACAGCCGCGAUGAUACGCUGAACUCCAAGUUCUCGCGCGGCACCGGAGCUAACCGGCCCGAAUCGAUGUACGGCGGUGCUGGGCAGCGGCGCAUCCACUCGGCACAGUCGGACGAUAGCUCCUACGGAUCAUACCAUGGUCCCGGACCGGCACUGACACCACCGACGCGCAACGCUAGCAACAGUAGCAGCACCUACAAUCCGGUCGUAGGUACCGUGCUGCCUAACUAUGAGCGAAAGACUUCCUCAUCGUCCUCCUCGAACCAGCAGCAGCAGCAACAACAACAGCAGCAACAACAGCAGCAGCAGCAACAGCAACAAUCUCAGCCGCCACGUGGUGCGGGUCAGAAUGGUUCCAGCAUACAGAAUACGAGUCUACCACCACCACCACCUCCACUGCACCAUACGAUGCCAUACUCGAUGCAUCCUGUAAGACAGAAUUAAGCCGCUCAU